Fraxinus pennsylvanica is the source of this 1743-nucleotide messenger RNA. The record is from the annotation of a GenBank genome assembly. Lineage: Eukaryota; Viridiplantae; Streptophyta; Magnoliopsida; Lamiales; Oleaceae.
AUGGUUUCUGUAGAAGAAUCACAGUCGCAUUCUCUUCCCUACUCCAAUGCCAGUACCUGUACGCGCAUCCCCCAAACACGCAUUAACUAUUACACGCCACCGCCAUCUUCAGCCAAAGUCCCCUGUUCAAUGGGCCGCUCCAUGCGCACCGUCCGGUCCAACCUCUUUCAGACCGAAAGGCCUGAUAAGUCGCCUGCCAUUUUUGAAAACUUGACCGACUCGGUUAUUGACCUCCGACUCGACGAGCUCGCUAAUAAAUCGCUAGUUAAUUUGAUAACCUCUUGCUCCGAAGACAUUGAUUUUUUUUUUGAUGUCUCUCAGGCUAUUAGUGACUUCUCAGCGUGCUCCAGUGAUAUAUCUGGAGAACUCCAGCUACUUGUAGGCCUCCUCACCUCUACAGAUGCCGGAUUGAAUUCGGAGCUCGAGCUUGAGUUGUCAUCGGGCUUUUCCACGGAGAUUAUUGAGAAUUUUUUGCCUGAAGACCUACAACGUACUAUUAAACUAUGUGUUGAUGGGUUACAGUCUUCUUCCAUUGCAGCGAGAAGGUUAGCAGCAGCUAAAUUAAGAAUAUUAGCCAAGAAUCGGGCUGAUAAUCGAGAAUUAAUUGGGGAGUCUGGGGCAGUACCGGCUCUGAUCCCACUUCUCCGGUGCUCUGACCCGUGGACCCAGGAACACGCAGUCACCGCGCUGCUCAAUUUAUCCCUCCAUGAAAACAAUAAAAGCCUAAUCACAAAUGCAGGAGCUGUAAAAUCCUUAAUUUACGUACUAAAAACCGGCACAGAAACGUCAAAGCAGAAUGCAGCUUGUGCUUUGCUGAGCUUGGCUUUGAUUGAUGAGAAUAAAUUGUCAAUUGGGGCUUGCGGAGCUAUACCUCCAUUGGUGGCCUUGCUCAUACAUGGGUCAAAUAGAGGGAAAAAGGAUGCUUUAACGACACUGUAUAAGUUGUGUUCGGUGAAGUUUAAUAAGGAGAGGGCAGUGAGUGCCGGUGCUAUAAGGCCAUUGAUUGGCCUUGUUGAGGAGCAGGUAACGGGAUUGAUAGAAAAGGCGAUGGUGGUGUUGAGUAGUUUGGCAGGGAUUGAGAUGGGACGCAAGGCAAUAGUUGAAGAAGGUGGGAUCGCUGUCCUCGUGGAGACUAUUGAGUAUGGAAGUGAUAGGGGGAAUGAGUUUGCUGUUUUGACUUUGUUACAGUUGUGCGGGAAGAGUGCUAGGAAUCGGGGAUUGCUUGUUAAGAAAGGAGGCAUUCCGCCUCUGGUUGCACUGACCCAGCCUGGGACUGCCAAAGCCAGGCAUAAGCCAUUCCAACCACUGAUAUCACCUCCUCAAAGUAUCGUACCCGGUUGGAUGUCAAGUACCACCCAGGCCAUUCCACAGGGUACUGUUGUUGCAGGUUACCAGGGACCGGGAGGACGGCGACACCACCGACAGGCUGAACUCCGAUUUGCCUAUUCUCUUUCUGAUUUCCGUUUAAACCGACCGCGGCUGGGGAGACCAGGGAUGGGGAGGACGGCGACACCACCGGCGGGCACAAGCGUGGCUGGAAUCGACGGGAAGCAUAGUGACGGGGAGGCUCACUCUGACAUGAAUGUAGUGACAAUACUGGUGGGCAAUAAAUCUGAUCUCAAAGAUGCUAGAGAAGUUACAACUGCUGAAGGCAAAGAUCUGGCCGAGGCACAGGGUCUAUUCUUCAUUGAAACGUCAGCUCUGGAUUCGUCCAAUGUGUCUCAUUUGCAUUUCAGACAGUAG